GUAGGUGGCGGUAUGUCUUUUGUUAAGCAUCAACAGACAGCAAUACAGAAGAAGACGAGGAAGUGCUUUAUUUACAUACUUUUGUUGUCAUCUAAGAACUUCGGUUGUUGUUGUUUUAUCAUUAUUUAAAGCUUUUAUCGCGCCAGGACCCGCUGUCAGUGUUGAGAGAGGUGUGUGUUCUCCAGUGGACGCGAGCGGACAGCAUUAAUGGCCGAGGGCAGCAGCGGUAACCCGGGCAGCGCUCCUCCCGGAGACCCGCAGCUCAUCGCGCUCAUAGUGGAGCACCUGAAGAACAGAGGCCUGUUCGACGAGUUCAGGAGAGACUGUCUGGCAGACGUGGACACGAAGCCAGCUUAUCAAAAUCUGCGACAGAAGGUGGACAACUUUGUGUCCACUCAUCUCAGCACUCAAGAAUGGAAUCCGUCCAUCAACAAGAACCAGGCGAGGAAUGGCUUGAGACAAAGCGUAGUCCAGUCGGGGAUGUUGGAAUCAGGGGUGGACCGAAUCAUCACUCAGGUGGUGGACCCUAAGCUGAACCAUACCUUCAGGCCACACAUCGAGGACGCCAUUCAUGAUUUUCUAUCUGCAGAGACGAGAGAAGAGGGUGCAUCGAUUUCAGCCCUCGAUGCUGAACAACAGGAAAUGACCAGCAACACCGCAGCCAAAACACAAACAGCGUUCUCAUCACCCUCACGAGACAUGCGUGUGCCACUGACUAUAGGAGUGUUUAUAUUGCUUUUGGCGGUGCGGCAAACACACGCGACUGAUUCCAGCAGUGCUCAUGACACCUCUCAAGAGAGAUCAGUGAACAUCCAGAAGAGAAGACUCUCUCUGCAGAACACAGCGGAGAUUCAGCAGUGUCUGGUGAACGCAGGUGAUGUGGGCUGCGGCAUGUUCGAGUGCUUUAACAACAACUCCUGCGAGAUCCGAGGACUACAUGACAUCUGCAUGACAUUCCUCCACAACGCAGGCAAAUUUGACUCCCAGGGAAAAUCGUUCAUCAAAGACGCGCUGAAGUGUAUGGCCCACGGACUCCGCCACAGGUUCAGCUGCGUCAGCCGCAAGUGUCUGGCCGUCAAAGAGAUGGUGUUCCAGCUGCAGCGCGAGUGUUACGUCAAACACAACCUCUGCUCGGCCGUGACGGAGAACGUCAACGUCAUGGUGGAGAUGAUCCAUUUCAAGGACCUGUUUCCUAAAGGGCCCCACGUGGAGUUGGUGAACGUCCUGCUGGGAUGCGGCGAGGAGGUGCGUGUCGCCAUCGGCCGGCGAAUACGAACUCAGUGCGAGCAGAACUGGGGAGCUCUGUGCGGGAGUCUGAGUCUCUGUGCCCUCGGGAAGGUGGAGAACCAGGCCAGUCCCACUCUCGCCCCUGUCCCAGACAUCACCACCCCACCGGGAUCCAACAGCAACUCCCUCCCUCCCGCCAGCCUGCUCCUCCCCGAGCCUGACGGGGAACCAGUGUGGACGCUCACAGGAGGAGAUGAAGACGAACAUCAGUCCUCAGGUCCUCAAGACGACGCCUCUGAGGUGGAGAAAGAGCUCAAGAGGGCUCUGAACGCCACCAAGAGGAGGUGAAGGGAAGACCUCGUGCCUUUAGCCCACACUACAGGUCAAGCGUUUGGAAUAAUUAAGGCU
Messenger RNA from Rhinichthys klamathensis goyatoka, 1635 nucleotides. RefSeq lists its product as uncharacterized. The coding region runs from base 208 to 1575 and encodes 455 amino acids. Gene Ontology annotation, molecular function: hormone activity. Gene Ontology annotation, cellular component: extracellular region. The transcript is spliced from 7 exons. The record is from RefSeq and is a predicted model, not a curated record. NCBI's taxonomy places the organism in Eukaryota, Metazoa, Chordata, Actinopteri, Cypriniformes, Leuciscidae.